CUUGUAGGGCGAGCGGGGCGUGCAGGAAAUGGAAGCGUGGGGGGUGAAGCUGUCGCUAGGGCGGAGGGAGAGGCUCAGCUUCGCGGGGCUGAAGAUGGACGACGAUUCCACCGCCCGCAUCGUUCGCCGCGCAUACGCCCUCCGUGAACUCGACAUUUCGAAGAUUUGUUGGGGCUGCCAUAUUACCGAUGAAGGGCUGUACAGAAUUUCACUGACGAAAUGCGCGGCGAAGCUUACGUCCAUCUCUCUGUUGGGGAUGACUGGGGUCAUCGACCAAGGUGUUGGUAAGCUGGUAUGUUUGUCGUUUCGAAGUGAUGGUUCACUUCUGCAGAUGUUAUGUGUGUAGGCUUUAGUCUUGUUCUGUGGUUGGAG
Messenger RNA from Eucalyptus grandis, 372 nucleotides. Its product is annotated as F-box protein At5g67140-like. The record is from RefSeq and is a predicted model, not a curated record. The transcript has 2 exons. NCBI's taxonomy places the organism in Eukaryota, Viridiplantae, Streptophyta, Magnoliopsida, Myrtales, Myrtaceae. Bases 29 to 346 code for a protein of 105 amino acids.